UUUAGCUUUUGCUGUCAAUUUUAUAUCAUACUUUGUUGAAUUCUAUUAGAUUUUUAUUGGUUCAGAUUGGUUAGAUUUCUAUUUUUGUAGCAGUGAAACCUACAUAUAAUAUACAUUUUUAAAAAUCUGAUUUUUACAGGUCGGCUUUGUUGAGAAAUGGCUACAGAUAAAUUAAGUUCAGUGAGAGAAGUGAAUGAUGUUGAAUUUAGUGGACUGAUAAUAUGGUAAAACUGCUGCUAGCAGAAAUAACUACGUAUACAGAAUUUUCUACUAGUCCAUUAAAUAAGCAAGCUUGGAAAACUAUUGCUGCAGUUAUUAACACUCAUGGUUAUAAUUUGACUGCAGAAAACUGUUGUAUAAAAUGGACUGGUAUGAAGAAAAGAUAUAAAACGUUAAAAGAUGCAAAUAAUCGUACUGGCGCAGCAAAAGAAACCUGGGAAUAUUUUGAUAUUAUUGAUGAUAUGCUAAGAAAAAACCCAGAAAUUACACCGUUGUCCAUAGCAUCAAGUACACGUGGUUUUAGAGUAAAUGUAAAUACGUCUGAAAGCAUAGAUUUGAGUACUGAACACACCGAAGAAAAUGAAGAAAAUGAAGAAAGUUUAGAAGCAACCAAUAGACCGAGAGCUGGCUACGAAAAUACCAACGUCAUUCGUUUAAGGAAAUUUUCAACCUCAAACGAUUGUGGCAAUGUUGCAAAUUAAGAAAGCGCAAGUCUGGCUGCUGGCCGGUGGUGCGUUCAGCGGGGGCGUACGCCCUUAGCUGUAAAAUAUCGAGGAUGAAUAUCGUCAUAUAUGUACGGCUAAAAAUUUUUUUGCUUAUUGUAUACGUAUUUAAUAAUCUGUAUAUGAAAUGACAGACAAAAAUCUCGGGUCUAACACCGUGCCAGACGUCGCCGAAAAUUUCAGUAUCUAUGGAAUGUACUGUAAAUUGCCGGCAGCAACAAUUAAUUUUAUCACUUAAAUUUUUCGAGCAUUAAAUUUAAAAUGUUCUCUGCUAAUAACAAUAAUAUUUACGAACAUUUUUUACGGGGGAAGGGGCACACAAAAAUUUCGGUUCUAAAGGUUCGGUCUAAAUUUCGGUUAUAUUUCAGAUAUUAAUAAAGAACAAUUUUUUUUAUUACAUUAAGAAUAACAUUAAAAUCACAUAUACAAAAGUACAAAAUGAUAUGUGACAAUCUUAUUUUAAUAUUAUGUUAUAAUUAUUAAUAUAUGUUUAUUUAUU
Messenger RNA from Temnothorax curvispinosus, 1221 nucleotides. RefSeq lists its product as uncharacterized. The transcript is spliced from 2 exons. The record is from RefSeq and is a predicted model, not a curated record. Bases 222 to 701 code for a protein of 159 amino acids. Lineage: Eukaryota; Metazoa; Arthropoda; Insecta; Hymenoptera; Formicidae.